Molecule: messenger RNA, 11206 nt
Organism: Sphaerodactylus townsendi
Lineage: Eukaryota; Metazoa; Chordata; Lepidosauria; Squamata; Sphaerodactylidae
Gene: SLC16A7
Product: solute carrier family 16 member 7
Exons: 5
Coding region: 852-2294 (480 amino acids)
Biological process (GO): monocarboxylic acid transport; transmembrane transport
Cellular component (GO): membrane
Molecular function (GO): monocarboxylic acid transmembrane transporter activity
Source: RefSeq, a predicted model, not a curated record
GUAGGAAUUCAUUCACGCUGGACAGUUGAGCAGUCUGAGAUGUUCUCGACCGUCUAGAAUGCAAAAGAUACAAUUAAGUGCUUCUACUACUGUUUCUUAACUACUGUUUAUAGCUAACCCCAUUUUGAGUGUGGUUCACAAAUUAUAGCCUGUUUCAUAAAGGAAGCAAUGCUUUGAUUAUUGUAAAAUAAAGCAAUUUUAGUAAUUUAGUGUUUAUGUCUGUGUGCCUGUAAUCAUUUUUCUGUAAAAUCAUCCAUUACAUAAAUUGUGUACAUGGAGAUUUCUUUCAGAUUAUAUUUAGUCAACAUUAUUUGUAGGCCAAGUAAAAUAUAAUGUGUGUGGCAUUUAAUUAAGCCUGUUGAUAGGAGAGAAAGUGUGAUUAGAGUUGAUAAAAGAUAAUUGAGGACUGUAAGGCAAAAUUUAUGCACAGCUUUCAAGCUGAAGAAAAGAGAGAGAAGAAAUAUAAUGUUAAAAAGAAGGGAGAGUGUGUGAAUGGCUAUCAAAGAAUCUGAUUAAAAAUGGAUAUAUUUGAAGCUCCAUUGAAGGAACAUGUUUGAAAUCGGAGAAAGCCAUAAUGACAAGACUCUGGAAAGGAAUGUUCUUUUGAGAAAAUAGUAUUUAUUUAAAAAUGGUUGUACACGGCCUUGGCAAGAGAUGGUACGGCCUGCAGUAUUUUUUGUAGAGUGUUAUCCCAAUCUCUGUAUAUUUUUCUGUGUAGGCAUAGAAAGGAUUCUGAAAAUUUUGCAGGGUAUUAGAUGUUGGAAGGUUUUUAAAUUGCCCUGUUUGGAUGAAAACCUAUAAAACCUUGAACAAAAUUUUAUCCCGCAACUCUUAAUUACAAAGAGGAAAAAAUGCCCCCUUCAACAACUGCACCGCAAUAUGCUCCCCCUGAUGGCGGAUGGGGCUGGGUCGUGGUCUUCGGGGCAUUCAUCUCCAUUGGAUUUUCCUAUGCAUUCCCUAAAGCUAUCACAGUGUUCUUCAAGGAAAUACAGGAUAUCUUCCAUACAACAUAUAGCCAGAUAGCUUGGAUUUCAUCAAUCAUGUUGGCUGUGAUGUAUGCAGGAGGCCCCUUAAGCAGUGUCUUGGUGAACAGAUAUGGAAGCAGGUCAGUUAUGAUAGCUGGAGGAAUCCUCUGCUCCUUUGGAAUGAUUGCCUCUUCUUUCUGCAGUAGUGUCCUGGAGCUUUACAUAUGCAUAGGUGUUAUUGGAGGUUUUGGCUUAGCUUUCAACUUGCAGCCUGCCUUGACAAUGAUCGGCAAGUAUUUUUAUAAAAAGCGUCCCCUUGCUAAUGGAUUGGCCAUGGCUGGAAGUCCUGUAUUUCUAAGUACUCUGGCACCUCUUAAUCAGUAUCUUUUUAAUGUUUUUGGCUGGAAGGGAAGCUUUCUCAUUUUGGGAGGCCUGCUCUUGAACUGCUGUGUGGCUGGGUCACUUAUGAGGCCUGUUGGACCAAAACCACCACCUGCAACAAAAAAAGAUGUGGAAAAAGGAAAAGGAGACUCUGCUUUGCACAAAAAUGACAAGAAAUCUGCUUGGCAAACUAUCAACAAAUACUUAGAUUUAUCCCUUUUCAAACACAGAGGGUUUCUCAUUUAUUUGUCUGGGAAUGUUAUCAUGUUCCUUGGCUUCUUUGCCCCAAUUGUAUUCCUGGCUCCUUAUGCUAAACACAAGGGGAUUGAUGAGUACUCAGCGGCUUUUUUACUCUCUAUCCUGGCUUUUGUAGAUAUGUUUGCUAGACCAUCAAUGGGUCUAAUUGCAAAUUCAAAAUACAUCCGGCCAAAAAUCCAAUAUUUCUUUUGUUUUGCUGUCAUGUACAAUGGGGUCUGCCACGUCAUGUGCCCACUGGCCAAAGACUAUACUGGCCUGGUUGUAUAUGCUGUAUUCUUUGGACUUGCAUUUGGUAUGGUAAGCAGCGUCCUUUUUGAAACAUUGAUGGAUCUCGUUGGAGCCACAAGAUUCUCCAGUGCUGUAGGACUUGUUACAAUUGUGGAGUGCUGUCCAGUUCUUUUAGGCCCUCCUUUAGGAGGUUUGCUUGUGGACAUAACUGGAAAUUACCAGUAUAUGUAUUUUGUCUGUGGAGUAAUUGUGAUCAUCGCAAGCAUCUGGCUAUUCAUUGGGAAUGCCAUUAAUUACAGGCUUUUAGCAAGGGAGAAAAAAGUAGAAGAAGAAAGGCAAAGGGCACUAAAGAAUGCCGAUUCAAAGGAAGUAGAACCUUUGACCUUCAAAGAAAGUGAAGAAGCAAUCAACAGCUCUAGCAAAUCGCAAGACAGUCUGUCAGAACGAGAAACUAAUAUUUAAUAAGAAAUAUGGUUCAAACUCUCAUAUUUAUGACUUUGAUUAGAAGUACUUCUUCAAAGUACAGGCCAUGUUUUGUUGUAAUAUGAUCAGUUACAAUUAUAGAUGGGAAUAAGAGUUUGCCCCAACUUAAUAUACCAACCAAUUAAACCGUGCUCCAACAGCGGGACUCCAUAUACAGUUGCAUCAUAACUUUUUCUCUUCCUACAAUGUACCUGCAGUACUGCUGUAAUGCCAGGUAUGCUGUAAUGUGCCCAACCACUUACAGUAGGGCAAAGUCUUCCUGCCUUGAAAUAUCUCACAACCUACAUAUCCCAUGUGGGCAUGUUGUUUUUAGAAGCCCUGCAGAACCAGUUCUGUAUAGAAAGGGAAAAGGUUAUGCUGCAGUCCUCCGAAAAAAAUCCACAGCUGUCUUGUUCUUCAUACAUGGAAGGGUCAUAAUUGUGGCAUUGGAUUAUGCCUUUUUUGUGGCAGUGGUUUUACAAGUCCUCUUGAAAUUGGCUUGAGAGUCAAUUCAAAUCCAGACUCUAAUUAAGGUAGAAUUUUAACUGAAAAGUCUUCCAGUAAUAAAAGUCUUGCUUUCUAGUUUUUUUUAAAAGCACUUGUCUGGUAAAGAAAGACAACAGUCCUAAUCCUCAGGAUAUCACUAAUGCGUAUUUGACUUCUUCACAUGUGUAUUUUUGACAUAUAGAAUGAAAUGUGUUGGAGUUCAAUAUGAAAGUAAAAAGUGGAGCAAUUGGUAACAGUGAUCUGAGUAAAUCCUCCCCCAAAAUUGAAUGAAUGUUUAUAGUGCAUUUUCAGUAGAUCAAAAAGGAAUAUCUCUUCUGAUAAAAUUUUAUAUGUGGACAAUGAAGCUAGAAACCAGGAGUAGUGGAUUUUAUGGUUGAAUACAAUUGAUAUUUUUAUGACGGUGAAUCACAAGUUAUUUCCCACUGCUUAAUUGAUUAGAAAUUUAAACAUUUAUGGCCUGAUUCUUGCUGGCAAGCAAAUGAUAAGCUGCCUUCUGCCAAGUCAGACUAAUGGUCCAUCUCACUCAGAAUUGCCUGCACCGAUUGGCUCUCCAAGGUCUCAGGCAGAGAUUCCUUUAACUAGAGAUGGCUGGGAGCAAACCUGGGAUGCUGUGCUUGCAAAACAUCUACUCUGUUGCUAAUCUGUGAACACAGAAUGUGCACAUCAGCUGUUGCAUUAGUACAGAAUCAUAGAUGUACUGGCACAUAUGUUUAGGAUGUGAGAAUAACUUUUGAAAUCAUCUUGCCUAACUCCAAAUCUGUUUGAAACCUCUUCAUGUUUUCUAAUUGUUAAAGCUUACAGUAGAACAUGUUCCGUUACCUUACCAUCUUUUCAGUUCUUGGGGAAGAGCUAUUUUCUUACUGACAUUGGUGGAUUCUGCAUGGUCCAUAUACAGUGGUGUGCAGUCGUCAUAAAUAGAAACACAGGUGCCCAGGGGGUGAUUGCAUGGCUAGGCGCCUGGUGGCCAGCAUGCAAACCAGCUGGGUCGUGGGCCUUCGGAUGGGGCCCAGCGGUUUUUUCCUUGUUGCCUGUCGAGUCCUGUGUAGCCACGCAGGAAUGGACCCAUGAACCCCAACGGCCACGCUGACAUCUCGUGGGACCCAGAUAACAACCCCUGUAUCUGCAUGGCUGCACAGAUGGGAAGCGGAAAGAGAAGAGGUACGCAAGCCCUGCAGUUGGCAUGGCACCCGCUGCACACUGGCGCUUUCUAAAAGAAUUUCUCGUUUAAUGAGUCAUGAAAACACUAUUGUGGGGGAAAUAGGACGUUGCAGCUUUGCUCCAGCAGCAGCUGUGCGAAAUCCUCCCCCACAAUGGUGUUUUUACCAACACCACUGUGUAGGGCCUAUGUGGAAUCCGCAACUCUAAUACAUUUUCUACCAUCUGAUGCUUCAGAGUUAUGGACCACAGGUGUACAGAUAUGCAUAGACUGACUGAGCACUAGAUAAAAUGACUUUGGUGGCUUCUUUUAACCCAUUAUUUGGUGUUUCCUGAAUUAAAAGGUUAGCUGUAAGUUUCUUUAGAAUCAGAACAUCUACUACAAUAGUGGUUUUCAAACUUUAGAAAUCCAAGGGACCCCAUUAUGAUAAACAUCUCUUUGCUGGCUCUCAUGCUUUUCCCUCACAAGAACCUGUCAUGUUCUGCACAGUUGUUUUUCAAAGUGAGCACAGUGACCUGUGCAGGCCCUGUGAAAACUUCUGUCCUAUCACAUCAAAACAGUAGAAUCAUAUAAUCUACACUGUAAAAGUAAGUUUGUGUCUGAGUUCAAAGUGACUGAUUCUGUAAGGCAAAACUUCAAAGACUAUGAUCCAAAUUCUAACCUGUCUAAUCCCUUGAUUGACAGGGCCAAUAUGUAAACACAGUAAGAAACAGCUUAUUGACUAAUAACGUAGAUGUUUGUGUGUGUAAAGUGCUGUCUGGUCACAAUUGACUUAAGGUAACCUCAGCAAGGGGCUUUCAAAGCAAGUGAAUAGGCAGAGAUUAUUUGCUAUUGCCUUCCUCUGCAGAGUCUUCCUUCUGGUUUUCCUUCCAAGUUCCAACCCUGCUUAGCUUCUAGAAUUUGAUGAGAUCAGUCUAUACCAUUCCACUUUUCCCCUCCCCAAUAAUGUAGAUAACGACUAGCAAAACAAGGGUCUGAAGGAGCCAGAACAACUUUCAGAGCUCCUCGCAGGUACAGAAACAGACCAGCAACCCCCCAAAAACUUUCCAGUAUGAAAGUGAAAACUAUUUAUUAUGGCUCAGAAAGUUCAAUUUUAGCCAUGUGGGUACAAGAAGGAAUCUCCUUCCUUCCUUACACAGGACAGGAAUCCCUAGAAUAGCGUCACAGACACCCAGGGUCCCCAGACCCCAUUUUGAGAAACGCUAGACCAGAGUCUGAAGUUUUAAAUUCAACCCAGUCUUUCUGCUUCUGUGGGUCACACUCAGUCAUUUGAAGGUUGGGGGAGCUUUGUUGUCAAGCUGGAAAUUUAAAUUAAGCCAACUGUCUGAUCAAUUGCCCACAAUUCUGGUAUUGAUAAUGCAUAGCAUCACUGCAGAAAGUGAUCAGCCCUGGCCAUACAGAACAUUCCAAUGGAGUUGAAGCAUUUGUGGGCCUUCCUAAAGAAAGUAUCAUCCCACCUUGCAUUUCUAAACUCAGUUUUACAUGACUUCUCCUUUCCAAGCACCUUUGUGGACAGACUUUCUAUCAGUCCAACUUUGCAGUCUAUGGGAAAGAACUGUUAUAAGUUGACUUCAACAGAUCUCCUUUUAAAAGAAGAGUUUGGAUUUAUAUCCCACUUUUUUCCAAUCUUAGGGAGUCUCAAAGUGGCUCACAAAUUCCUUCCAUUCCUCUCCCCACAUCUGACAUCUUGUGAGGUAGGUGGAGCUGAGAGAGUUCGGGGAGAACUGUGACUAGCCUAACUAUCAGGCUAGUUCUCCAGAUCAGAAUCCACCUGCUCUAAACCACUACAUCAUGCUGGCUCCCAAGCAUCAACCCUUAGUCAGUUGCCCAUACUAGAAAUAAACUUAUUAACAGAUGGGGUGAGUGCUGAAGAAGAGAUUAAAAAUAUAAUGCCCCUUAUACUACCUUCUAACCAAAAGCUGGGACAGUCCAGAUUACCUUUUAUCAAAACUUAUGGAUGGGCUUUUCCUCCACUGUCACAUUGCUCCCAUAUACAAUGGGUUUUUUUUCCUGUGCUUAGCAUUCUGUGUGAGAAAAAAGAAUUAUAUUAUCUUCUCAGGUGAAGAUGAGGCUUUAUUUUUUCUUUUCAACUGCUGUGUAUAUGGUAGGUUAUUUAUGUUACUUCAUAGAAGUUAAAUGAUAGACUGAUGACACUAUGACACAAGUGGUGACACUAAGAUCCAAGCCAGCCACUGCUUACCCCACCUUUCCAUUUGCUUAUCCAACUUGGAUUUUUUAUGUGACAUAUGUAACUCAUCACUAUUUUUAAUUCAUCUAACUCUGCUUGCCAUAUCUAAGCAUAUGUCGUGGCUGGUUCAAGUCUACUGUGAAAGAAGUGAGCUAAACAAAACUAUUAUUAUCAACUUCCCUUCUCCAGAAUGUUUACAUCAGUUGACUAUCUGUAGAUCUAUCUGGAACAAUAUGACAUUUAACAUGACAGAUCAAGAAGGGAGAAUUAUAGCUCUGACUACAAAGAUAAGGUCUACAGAACCUGGAGAACCUAGCCUUUUUAAGAAAUAUAUUUUGUAAGGUGGUCUGCUCCAUUAAGAAACAAUGUAAAAUAAAUAGUAGAAUAUUACUAGAAUACUCAUCUGCACAUGAUAGAAUUCUGAACAGCUGUUAGAUCCUGAACUAAAAUCAUCCAAAGUGAACAGCAAUCCACUGUGCCCAUAUAUUUUCUUAUUUUCAGUAAAUGUGAGUCAUGUAUGAAGCAAACUCAAAUUCUGAAUACCGGUAUUUUUGAACUUGCAGAGUUUCAUCUUUGGUUCAUCUAGUUUCUAGUUACUUCCAUCCUUGGAAUCAGAUGGAUUUUGUUAUGUUCACGCAGGCAGAGUCUAUACAGCCACCACUCAUGACCUGUUGUAAGCAUUUUUUUCUUAUUUAUCCCAUUCUUGAUGAAUUCAAAAAAGAGGGGAGGUAAUAUCACUGCUUCUGCCUCCCCUGGCAACACUACCCAGCUCUUCAUAUUCCUUUCUGUAUGGCUUUUAUUCCCUGCCAGGGUUUCCUUGCUCUUUUCAAGGUUUUGAUAUAAGAUUUAAAUCCUUGUAAUCACAUAUACCAAACAGUUUUUCCAGUGCAAUCAACAUGGCAUAGUGCUCACACACUAGAGUAAUUGGCAUUUUCUGAAGCAAUCAGUUUAUUGUGCAGUAAAUUCAUAGUUCCUUAGUGUUGCAGGAUCCUUUCUUCAAGGUAGCUUUUCUCUUGGAUACUAGAUUUUCCUGGCACUCAGGUUUCAAUAUUUUGUGACUGGAAAGAUGAAGUUCAUCCUCCAAAUCAAUGACAAUGUAGCUAGUUCUAUAUAUUAUUUGAGCAUCACAUGUAUUUGUUCCUUUGACUUCGGUAUUGAAAGAUGACCACAUCUGCAUCUUAAAUUAGUCCUUUCUUGGAGCGAAACCCCAUUGAAUAAAAUGGGACUCAUUUCUAGUAGACAUGCUUGAGGUUUCUUUUCAGAUCUGUGUCCUGUUUCUAUUGUCCAUAAAUUUUACAUUUGCUUUAAAAAAGACAGUAAAAAUCAUUUAGGUUGAAAGACUUAUUCAAGUUGAUGAAUUCAAAAGAGGGAGGAGGUAAUAUCCCCGCUUCUGCCUCCCCUGGCAACAAUACCCAGCUCUUCAUAUUCCUUUCUGUAUUUUUAUCCUGCUUUUCCUCCAAGGAGUCCAGGGUAGCAUAUGUGGUUAUUCUCUCCUCCCUUUGAUGUCCACAACAGCCCAGUUAGGCAAAUAAGGAUGAGAAAAAGUGAGUCCAGACAAAUGUGAUAAUUGUACCAAUCUGAUUUCCUGGGUCUUUGUGUGUUUUGGUGGUGGUCAUGUUAUAGAAAAGUGCCCCCCCCCCCCUCUCUGGUAUAAAAUAUUACUUACUCUCCUAUAAAAUAUACAUAUUUUUUAAGAUACAAAUUGUAUGGUAAUACAAUUUUCACCCACCCAUAAUAUGUAGUCAUUUUGUAUUCUGCAUAAAAAGUCAGCCUUCUGAUUUAAAUGUGUGGCUGCUUUGUAUAUUACCACUCAUGAAAAUGAAGCCUACACACAAACAGUUUGUACAUACCUAGGCGCUAUACUCAUAUUGCAACAAUCAUUCAUAAGUGGGAAAGGCAGUGUACUUGUCUCACUUCCCCUCAUUGUUUGUACCACUUCUGCAUCAGCUGAAGAGAUCUAUUAAGGUUCUGCUUAAGAGGUAGUAUGUUAGUGAGCACAAUUCACUGUCAUUGGAUGAAGUGAUAGCCACACUUAUGUGACUUUAAAAGGAGAUUAGACAAAUUCAUGAAGGUGAGGUUCAUCAUCCAGUGGCUCAAUAACUAAAUGAAAACUCCAAUUUCAGAACCUCUAAAUACAAGUGCUGAGGUAAGGUCUUGAUCUCUGUGCCCUGAUUAUAAGACCUCUGGAAACAUCUGGCCGACCACUGUAUAAAACUAAACUAGAUAGACUGAUCCAGCAGGGCUGCUCUUAAAUUACUACAACUCAUACACCUUCCCAAAGACAAGUAGAAGUGUUUCUUAGGUUUCCAGGGGAAAAAGUCCCUGAUUGGAAGAUAUUUAUGGAGGAAGCUGAGGUUUUAGGUGCACAAAUGUUGUGCUAUGCUGCUGUUGAGUAGCUUCUCCUUUGUAUGGAUGAUACAAAAAAUAGUCACGUUGAAAUAGAAAUGGACUUCAAUAAAUCCACUGUUUUUAAUCCAUGAUCCAGUCCUUAAGGGUAACAAAGGACAAAGAACAAAUAUAAACAAAGUAUGGCAACCAAAUAAUCCAGCAUCUAAAGUUACGCACAAAGGGUGGGAUCCAAAAAUAAAUUCCAGCACAAUUCUAACUAUGCUUGCUAUUUUUUGGCACUGCAGUUCCUACUGGUAUAGAGAAAAGCCACUAUUCCACUUUUUGUACAGUGCAAUCCUAAACAGAAUUUCAUCCCAGUGCAUUGACUUCAGUGGAUGUAGAAGAGUAUAACUGGACUUGGGAUUGCACUGGUAAAGGCGAUUAUCACUUCAGCAGCGGGAAUGUCAAUGACCAAACCAGCAAGCAAAAUUCAAACACUUUGGGCAAUUUCUUCCAGGCCCAAAUAUUAUGUCUCUGGAUCCCAGCUCAUAUAUAUAGUUUAGCUGGAAUAUGUAGGUAAUAAAGAUCUUAAACAUGAAUGUAAAUGCCUAUUCUAACAAAGUAAAAAUACCUGAACAAAUCUUCAGUCCAAAAGAAUGAAAGCUGCUUUUAAGCCUUCCUUUAUCAGAAUGUAAUUUUCAUUAUUCAUAUCUGUUUGGAAUGUUUUAUUGUGUUUGGUAAAUAAAAUGUAUUUGUAGUAGAUGAGGAGAAAAAAACUUUUUCUGCAGUUGAAUACUUUACUGUUUUGCUUCUAGCCUUCUGUUAGAUAUCUAUCAAAAGCAAACAUGUAAUAUUUUAUGACCCAGCAGUCCUACUCUGCCUAACCUAUUCAGUGUCACUUGAAAUAUCACUGCAUAUUUUAACUGGUGUCAUAGGAUAACAAACUGCCUUUUUCCAAAUGUGUAUACUUGUUAUGUAGCUGUUUUCUGAACAAAUUGUAUUUAUGGUGCUUUUAAAGCUGAAUUUGCACCCAGAGUAUUACACAACCAGACAACCUGCCCAUAUGGGGAGCAAAUCUCAUCUUGCUUGGAAACCCAUGGUAACUGAAAGUGCUGGCACUAUGAGUAAACCAUAGUGUUUUGAGGGGGGAAAGUUCUAUAUUAGAUUUUAGAGAACCAAGCCUACAUAUUAUUUAAGCUAUGACAGUAUAUUGCUGUUGCCACUAUGCGUGCAUAAAUCAGUCAAACUUGAGCACUUUGAAGGCACAUUAAUAUCAAUGGAAAACAUUAGACACCUUAAAGUUUUCAUUGUAACAAACAAUAAAAUUUGCAAGUUUGAUUGAAUUGUGCCAAUAUUAAUAGUCAGGCUAGGUGGCUUCAGCGAUAUUCUAAAUGGCAAUGGUUUACUCUGGUUUUUGGCAUCACAAGAAGAUCUUAAUUGCUCUGAUUUUUUUAAAAAUGAGCCCUUACAAUCAAGCAGUGGUUUGCUUAUUUAUUGAAGUGCAGUAACUUCAGGCAGUCUGUUGAGCACACAGAACAAAUUCUACAACCAGUUGUGUAUCUCAAGAGAUAUGAGGUUUUUCUUCUCUUCAAUCUUUGCCCUUGCCCUCGAAAGCUCUUCUUGGUCAUAGAACCUACAGCCAAGAUAAUUAUUUCCUUUGCCUCACAUAUAUUAGUUUGUAGUCAUUCUGUCAGUUUUAUUCCUUUAGAACAUUGAAUAUUUGUGAACACUCCAUAUGAUCCAUAUUAGCUCAGCCAACUGGUGCUGGAGCUUUCACUGCCUCCUACAGUAUCUAUUUUUAGUACAUAGACCAACAAUGAAAAACUUUUUUAAAAAGUAUACCGCAUUAAUUCUAAAAUUUUCGUAUCUCACUCUGUACUAAUGAACUGUCCACAGAUAAAUCAGUCUGCAACAAACAGGGGUUCAUCACUGCAGGAGUUUCUCCAUGUCAAUUUAAUGUUCUUUCAAAUAAGAGUGUGACUUCAAAUACUCAAAACAAGGAGACAAAGGCAAGAUGAUAAAUUUUAGGAUAGCAUUAGCAUUAUGUAGUCACUUCCUCUCUUAAAAUCAAGAAAUCAGAGAAGGUUGAUAGAAAACUCAGUUGCUGUUUAGUGACAGUGGACUUUGGAUGUACCAAAGAGUAAUGUUGAGCCUACCAGGGGUGAUUCAAGCAAUAACUUUGUGGGAAGGGGCUAUUUGUGGCAGUAAAGACUGUGCCCCAACAUGGUAAAGCAGUCAUCCAGGUGCUCUCCACCACCAUCACUCCUUGUCACCUUGAGAGCCAGAUUUUAGUUUAGUAGACAGUGACACACAGUUCCCAUGUGUUGAUGAGUUCUGCCCACAAGUCAAGCUGUUUUCAUGAGGAUGGCUUUGUGACCUCUACGUUUCCCAAGGUCUGAGAACAAGGAUAUGAGGAAUAAGUAGUAUGCCUUCCAAAGUGGUUGUGUGAAUCAUCCCACACUAACAAAACUGGAUUAUUCCAGUAGGUUACAGGGAAAUUACAAAGCCUUAUGAUGUUUCAUGAUGUUUCAUACAGACUCUUCCGUGCAGGGAUUAAUUAAGCUAGGAUAAUUGAGCUAUAAAAAAUUGAGUAAUGUGAGGAUUCUACUGAGUUGCACUCAGUUCCAUGGCAUUCUUUAGUAUGAAUUCAAUUACUGUGGCCUAUUUGAUUCUGCAUUGGGUUUGUGGCUGUUGAUAUAUUAAGAAUGUCAAAACUAAAGUUGCAUGAUUGCA